UCUAUUUACUUAAAAUCUUCUUCUGCUGAGUCGUAACCGUUUUUAUCUCACGCGAAUUCCGCCUCGGAUAAAACUCCUCAUAUCUUCCGUAUCGCGUGUGCUUUCUUCUCUGAUACUGACCGCUCUCUAUAGAAUGAAGCAUAUUUCAACCUCCGCCGUUACCGGCUGCGCCGCCAUCCAACUCAACGAUUCCCCUUCGCACUAACGCCGCUUCAAAAAAAAAUCUCACGCACACAUGCAUCCUUUUUGCUGCGUAUCCGCUGUCUCCGACCAGUCUUCUCCGGUAAAACCUACGCCCGCGGCUCACUUCGCGGACUUCACCAUGCCUCCUCUCCCCUCCGCUGCCGUCAGAUCCGAUUCAGCCCCACGCCACAGUCAUAGCCACAACCACGGGCGGGGGAGCCAGCAACAACAGCAGCGGGAGCAACCGCCGCCGCCGGUGGUGGUUGAUGUGAAGAUCAACGACCUCGUCGGAAAUGGAAUCUCGGGAAUACUGUACAAGUGGGUGAAUUAUGGCAAAGGAUGGAGGCCACGGUGGUUCGUGCUCCAAGACGGCGUUCUCUCCUAUUAUAAGAUUCACGGUCCUGAUAAGAUCGUCGUGAAUCCCGAGACCGAGAAGGGCUCCAAGGUCAUCGGCGAGGAAUCCAUGCGCAGGAUCUCUCGCAACCGCAAUUCCCAAUCCCAACACCACCGUCGAAAGCCCUUCGGUGAAAUCCACCUCAAGGUUUCGACGAUUCGAGAGAGCAAAUCCGAUGAUAAGAGGUUUUCGGUGUUCACGGGAACGAAGAGGAUGCACCUGAGGGCAGAGACGAGAGAGGAUCGGACGGCGUGGAUGGAGGCGCUGCAAGCGGUGAAGGACAUGUUCCCAAGGAUCUCGAACAGCGAGCUGAUGGCGCCGGUGGACAAUGUGAGCGUCUCGACGGAGAAGCUGAGGCAGAGGCUUCUAGAAGAACGGGUGAGUGAGGCUGCCAUUCAGGAUAGCGAGCAGAUCAUGAGGACAGAGUUUGCGGCGCUGCAGAACCAGCUUAAGCUCCUCAAGCAGAAGCAGUCAAUGCUCAUUGACACAUUGCGCCACUUAGAGACAGAAAAGGUCGAUCUGGAAAAUACAGUUGUUGAUGAGAGCCAAAGACAGUGGAAUGAUCAAGAGACUUCCUCCACAUUAAGGCAGGAAAAAUCUAGUGGUAAAGGGCAUCGUCGCCACCGCUGGGAGCUCGCCGGGACCCCAUCGUCGUUGUUGCAACCGCCUAGAGUACCCACUGAACGCGAUUUUCUAUCGUCCAGUUCUUUCAAAAGUAAUGGGUCUGAUUAUAGAGUAUCAUCUUUCUCUUCUGAUGAUGAUGGGUUCUAUGCAUUCGAAUCGGAGGAUGAUGUAGAUCCAGCCAUUAGAUCUGUUGGAAGCAAUUACCCUCAUAUUAAGCGGCGUAAGAAAUUGCCUGAUCCUGUAGAGAAAGAGAAAGGUGUGAGUCUCUGGUCAAUGAUUAAGGAUAAUAUAGGGAAGGAUCUAACUAAAGUUUGCCUCCCUGUUUAUUUUAAUGAGCCACUCUCCUCCCUGCAAAAAUGUUUUGAAGAAAUGGAAUAUUCACAUCUGCUGGACCAAGCAUAUGAAUGGGGAAGAAGGGGUAAUAGCCUCAUGAGGAUUCUCUGUGUUGCUGCUUUUGCUGUAUCUGGUUAUGCUUCAACUGAUGGAAGAGUUUGCAAACCAUUUAAUCCAUUACUCGGGGAAACAUAUGAAGCUAAUUUUCCAGACAAAGGCCUUCGAUUUUUCUCAGAAAAGGUCAGUCAUCACCCAAUGAUAGUUGCGUGUCACUGUGAGGGUACAGGUUGGAAAUUUUGGGGGGAUAGCAACUUAAAGAGCAAAUUUUGGGGCAGAUCAAUUCAGCUUGACCCUGUCGGUACUUUGACCUUGGAAUUUGAGGAUGGGGAGGUUUUCCAGUGGAGCAAGGUUACUACAUCAAUAUACAAUCUUAUAUUAGGAAAGCUGUACUGUGAUCACUAUGGAACAAUGCGUAUACAGGGAAACCAAGAGUAUUCAUGUAAGCUGAAAUUCAAGGAACAGUCUAUAAUUGAUCGAAAUCCUCACCAGGUCCAUGGUAUCGUUCAAGAUAGGAAUGGGAAAACAGUAUCUACUUUGUUUGGAAAAUGGGAUGAAAGCAUGCAUUAUGUUAACGGAGACUACAGUGCAAAGGGAAAAGCUCACGAAUCCUUAUCAGAAGCCCGACUACUCUGGAAGAGAAGCAAGCCUCCCAAAUUUCCCACUAGAUAUAACUUCACUCGUUUUGCCAUCACAUUAAAUGAACUUACCCCUGGGUUGAAGGAAAAGUUGCCACCGACUGAUUCCAGGUUAAGACCAGACCAAAGGUAUCUGGAAAACGGGGAAUAUGAGAUGGCAAAUUCAGAAAAGUUACGGCUAGAGCAGAGGCAGCGACAGGCUCGGAAGAUGCAAGAGAGGGGUUGGAAACCGCGGUGGUUUGCCAAGGAUAAAGCAACCGGCACAUACCGAUACCUAGGAGGAUAUUGGGAGUCCCGAGAAGAAGGCACCUGGGACUCCUGUCCUGACAUCUUUGGCCAAAUUCCUUCAGACCAUCUUUCCGACGAAGGUCAAACUGCAUCUUAGUCUUCCAAUUUAUUUUUUUUUAUCUUUCACUCCAAAUUUUUUUACCGAUGGGUGUCAACUGACUGCUACUUUGCAGUUGUUGUGCAUCCAUCCAUGAAUUCAUGUAAGGUAAUCAGAUGAAAUAUGAGCAAAUAAUAAUGUAAUUCUUUUUUCUUUGCAUUCCAA
This is a messenger RNA of Arachis duranensis, 2779 nucleotides long. Its product is annotated as oxysterol-binding protein-related protein 1C. Gene Ontology annotation, molecular function: sterol binding. Bases 236 to 2614 code for a protein of 792 amino acids. Gene Ontology annotation, cellular component: intracellular membrane-bounded organelle; cytosol; membrane. The transcript is spliced from 11 exons. The record is from RefSeq and is a predicted model, not a curated record. NCBI's taxonomy places the organism in Eukaryota, Viridiplantae, Streptophyta, Magnoliopsida, Fabales, Fabaceae.